Nematostella vectensis (starlet sea anemone) is the source of this 1195-nucleotide messenger RNA. Its product is annotated as histone PARylation factor 1-like. The record is from RefSeq and is a predicted model, not a curated record. Gene Ontology annotation, molecular function: poly-ADP-D-ribose binding; histone binding. NCBI's taxonomy places the organism in Eukaryota, Metazoa, Cnidaria, Anthozoa, Actiniaria, Edwardsiidae. Gene Ontology annotation, biological process: DNA damage response; regulation of protein ADP-ribosylation. Bases 43 to 1098 code for a protein of 351 amino acids. Gene Ontology annotation, cellular component: nucleus. The transcript is spliced from 6 exons.
GUUUCUCCCGCCAAAUUUGAAUACCACGUGACAAGAAUAAACAUGGCGGAGGUUUCAUCGAAAAGGCGCAAGCGAAGUAAUCAAGCUAUAAUUCCGCAAAAUGGGAAUGUCUCUUCGAGCUCAGUGAACGAAUCGGAGAAGAAAAGAGCAAAAACAGACAUUGGUUGUCAAUCGUCUGCUAUCAAAAAGAUAAAGAAGAUGUUUGAUGCUGUAAUGCCGGAGGAUUUUUACGAUUUCUGGGCUUUUUGUGAGGAACUUAACCCAAAGAACCCAGAAGAUGCCUUUAUGGCUACCAUGGGUCUACAGCUUGUUGGGCCAUAUGAUGUUCUCACCGGUAAACUUGAUGGUUUAAGUGAAUCAUCGUAUCACCUGCACUGGAGAUAUUACUAUGAUCCUCCUGAAUUCAUGACAGUGAUUAGAGGAAAUGAAGAUCAAGGCUUUCACAUAGGUUAUUACAGGGAUGAACCCCAAGCCUUACCAGUAUUUGUAGCAUCUAACAAAGCCAAGGUAUCCUGUGAAAUGAGUGUUAUUGGAGAGAACCUUUUCUCUGCUCUCAAUACAUGCAUUACCGAAAACCUCAAGAAAAUCAAAGACAAAUCACAACAAAGCUCCCUUAAAAAGAUGCAAACAUCUCUGAUCACCAAAGCCAAAGAGCUACAGUACAGUCUUGCAACGACGACACCAGCAAUAAAGGCAAGGAACAAGAAGGUUAACUCCAAAACACUCCAUAAGGCAGGAAUUGUAGUUCCUGUUAAUGCUAUGGAUGUUGGUUACCGCCCACUCACUGUGACAGAUGCUGAGUUAAAAAAGAUGCUGAAGACCAUUACAGAAAGUGAUAAUAAGAGUGCAAAAGACAAAGCAUCCGAUGAACUCCAAGAACUUCUGACAUUUGUGCAGUUUGCAAAUGAUGAAGGAGAUUACGGAAUGGGACUUGAGUUAGGCCUAGACUUGUUCUGCUUUGGAAGUAAACAAUUCCAUAACACCAUUUUGCAGCUUCUGCCAUUAGCUUAUCAACUGCUUGGUAGAGAGAAGUAUGCGAAGAUUAUACAAGAGCAUUUGGAAAAUAGAGACAGAGAAAAACUUUCUGAAGCAUCGUGAUUGUAAUGAGAUACGUUGUCACUCAAAAAUAUACUCUAAACGUUUAUAUGUGCGUUUCUGAUAUAUUAAAAAGUUUGUCCUAUGUCUAUACGCUAAA